Messenger RNA from Sarcophilus harrisii (Tasmanian devil), 4473 nucleotides. RefSeq names its product ATPase H+ transporting V1 subunit A (gene ATP6V1A). Gene Ontology annotation, biological process: ATP metabolic process; proton transmembrane transport. The transcript has 15 exons. Gene Ontology annotation, cellular component: proton-transporting V-type ATPase, V1 domain; lysosomal membrane. NCBI's taxonomy places the organism in Eukaryota, Metazoa, Chordata, Mammalia, Dasyuromorphia, Dasyuridae. The coding region runs from base 136 to 1989 and encodes 617 amino acids. The record is from RefSeq and is a predicted model, not a curated record. Gene Ontology annotation, molecular function: ATP hydrolysis activity; proton-transporting ATPase activity, rotational mechanism; ATP binding.
GACUCGCGAGGCUCCGCCCCCUCUGCUGCUGCUCCUUGAGUCGCCUAGGUCCGCAGUGACAGAGCUGAAGGGCUUCUCUCCCCGGCCGCUCGCCCGCUUCUCGGCAGCUCGCGCCUCAGUAGGUAAAUUAGCAAGAUGGAUUUUUCCCGACUACCCAAAAUCCGUGAUGAAGAGCAAGAAAAUAUAUUUGGCUAUGUAUAUGGAGUCUCAGGACCUGUGGUCACUGCCUGUAAUAUGGCUGGUGCAGCUAUGUAUGAACUGGUAAGAGUGGGUCAUAGUGAACUGGUUGGAGAGAUUAUUCGGUUGGAAGGUGAUAUGGCCACUAUCCAGGUGUAUGAAGAAACCUCUGGUGUAUCUGUUGGUGAUCCAGUCCUCCGGACUGGCAAACCCCUCUCCGUGGAGCUAGGUCCUGGUAUAAUGGGAGCCAUUUUUGAUGGUAUUCAGAGGCCUUUGUCAGACAUCAGCCAUCAGACACAAAGCAUUUAUAUUCCCAGAGGAGUCAAUGUAUCUGCUCUUAGCAGAGAUAUCAAAUGGGAAUUUACACCUUCUAAAAACCUUCGGGUUGGCAGUCAUAUCACUGGUGGAGAUAUUUAUGGAUUAGUAAAUGAGAACUCCCUCAUCAAACACAAAUUAAUGCUGCCACCCCGCAACCGAGGGACAGUGACAUACAUUGCUCCACCUGGCAACUAUGAUACCUCAGAUGUUGUCUUGGAACUUGAAUUUGAGGGGAUAAAAGAAAAGUUCACCAUGAUCCAAGUGUGGCCUGUCCGUCAAGUCCGACCUGUCACUGAGAAGUUACCUGCCAAUCACCCUUUAUUAACUGGCCAGCGAGUCCUUGAUGCCCUUUUCCCGUGUGUACAAGGAGGAACUACUGCUAUCCCUGGGGCCUUUGGCUGUGGAAAAACUGUGAUAUCACAGUCUUUAUCAAAGUAUUCCAACAGUGAUGUAAUCAUCUAUGUGGGUUGUGGAGAAAGAGGAAAUGAAAUGUCUGAAGUCCUCAGAGACUUCCCAGAGCUAACAAUGGAAGUUGAUGGGAAAGUGGAAUCUAUAAUGAAAAGAACAGCUUUGGUGGCUAACACCUCCAACAUGCCUGUAGCUGCUAGAGAAGCUUCUAUUUACACUGGAAUUACUCUGUCUGAAUACUUCCGUGACAUGGGCUAUAAUGUCAGUAUGAUGGCUGACUCUACCUCUAGAUGGGCUGAAGCCCUUAGAGAAAUCUCAGGUCGCUUAGCUGAAAUGCCUGCUGACAGUGGUUAUCCUGCAUAUCUUGGUGCCCGUUUGGCCUCUUUUUAUGAGCGAGCUGGGAGAGUAAAAUGUCUUGGGAACCCAGAAAGGGAAGGAAGUGUCAGCAUUGUAGGAGCUGUUUCUCCUCCUGGUGGUGAUUUCUCUGAUCCUGUCACAUCUGCCACUCUUGGUAUUGUUCAGGUGUUUUGGGGCUUAGAUAAGAAAUUAGCUCAGCGAAAGCACUUCCCUUCAGUAAACUGGCUGAUCAGCUAUAGCAAGUACAUGCGUGCCCUGGAUGAAUACUACGACAAGCAUUUUACAGAGUUUGUCCCUCUGAGGACCAAGGCCAAGGAGAUUCUGCAGGAAGAAGAGGAUUUGGCAGAGAUUGUACAGCUUGUGGGGAAGGCCUCUUUAGCAGAAACAGAUAAAAUUACCUUGGAGGUAGCAAAACUUAUCAAAGAUGACUUCCUGCAGCAAAAUGGAUAUACUCCUUAUGACAGGUUCUGCCCAUUCUACAAGACUGUAGGUAUGCUCUCCAAUAUGAUUGCUUUUUAUGAUAUGGCACGCAGAGCAAUCGAGACUACUGCCCAGAGUGAUAAUAAAAUCACAUGGUCCAUUAUCCGAGAACACAUGGGGGAGGUUCUCUAUAAACUUUCCUCCAUGAAAUUCAAGGAUCCAGUAAAAGAUGGAGAAGCCAAGAUCAAGGCUGACUAUGCUCAACUUUUUGAAGAUAUGCAGAAUGCAUUCCGAAGCCUAGAAGACUAAAACUGUACUUUUCUCCUCCUCUCCCUCGACCAGCUCUCAUGUGUUCUCAUCUCUUUAAAUUCCACAUCUCUUCCCCUUUGCUUCUUCAUUGUGCAUCAUUGAGACCAAUACGUGUGUGUGUGUGUGUGUGUGGUGUGUGAGAUCAUUUGUUUUCCUGUUCAUAUUUGAUAGGUCUUACAUAAAACAAAACAUUCCUUGGUUUCAGUGUUUGAAUGGGCUUCCUUGAUUCUUUGUCUGAAGUGUCAAAUAUAAUGACUGGACUAUCUCUGGUACAAAGUGGGAACGACUACACGAAAAUUAAUUUGGAUAGAGGAUGAUUUAAUGACUUUUCCCCUUUCUCCUAAUUUUUCCUUUUCCCCAAGUUCCAGACAGGAGUGAUACAGGUUUUGGUUUUUUUUUUAAGUAAAUGUUUUGGUAUGAAAGGCCUUGCCCCUGUUACCUUUUGGCAGGGAGUCAGUACAUGGAAUGACUCAUCGUUCUCUGUGGUGAGGGUGUUUGCAGCUUAGCUUUUUGCUAGGUGCCUUCUAUGCAGAAAAUUGUGGUUUCUGUUUUUUAGUAAUGAGAUUGAUUAAUGUAUUGUUCCAAUUAUGGGUUGCUUCUACUAAUAAAAAAUCAGGAAUAUUUGUAGAAAAUUGUGGAGAAUUACUCUGUUUCUCCAGUUGUGCCUGAAGCAGGGUGAAUGCAUUAAAAAGGCAGUUGUGGGGCUCAGCAAAAUAUUUGAAUCAGUACCAAAAAGGAGAGGGGAACCAGGUUGCCAGCUUUACCUUAACAUAUUUUGAAAUAAUAUUGUUUUUCUGGAGGUAAAUAUAUCAUAUCAAGAACUAUUGUACUGUGCUGAUGUUUUUUAAAAGUGUGCUUCAAAUAAUCAUCAGGGUCAUGUGUCACCCUUGCUCCCUUUCUUUCCUCAACAACCAUUUUAGAGACCUAAGCUCUUUUUAAGUUUUGUAGAGUACAUAUGAGUAGUAAGAUGCAGAGAGAAUGGUGGAUCAGUGGCUAUUUGGGACCAUUAAGGAAAAAUUUGACUGUAAAAAUUCUACCCUGGCCCCAAAAAUCACGUUUUCUUUGGAAUGGAUUACCUGUUUACUACAUUGUGUGCAUGUGUUUUGUUUUUGGUUUUUUUUUUAAUGUAUUAAAUUUGCCAGUUUGGGGGGGGGGGGGGAACUUAUUUGAGAGCAUUUUUUUUCUUGUGGCCAGUAAUACUGGCUCUGGUUUUUCCCAUUAUUGGCACAAGAGAUUCCCCAGAAUGUCUGCUUAUAGCCAUAGAGACAUGACUUUAAACGUUCGCCUCCAUUUUGUAGGGCUGAGGGAAAUAGUAGUUUCUUGUGUUUCCCUAAAGAUGUUAGUGACAGUGGCCUUUACAUUCCACUCUCUAGAGAAACAAGUCAUCUUAAAAAGAAGGUGGUUUCAUCCUGUCUCUUAUUAUACAUUUUUAAAUGUGCUUGUGGGGUACAUAAGGAAGGAAAACUACAGAGCAACUCUUGAGAAUAGCAGAAUAGCAUUCCCAUUAAUUAUUACUUGCCAAAAGUUCUGGCACGAAUACUUCAGAAUGAAUAAAUUUUAGGAGGAAAGGGGGAAAUUUCUUUGAAGGGAGCACUUGUAGCUAUCUCAAGUAGUUGUAAAAGUCCAGAUAAAGUAAUACUUAUUUCAGUGUCUUUUUGUUGGCCUAUUAAGGGUAGGUGCAAUCAUUUGAAGUUUUACUUGCAGUUUUGUUUAUCCAUUAGAUUGCAUAUUCUUGUGGUGGCCUACUGCUCAAGAAAGGUGUUCUUUUCAUAAAACUUUUCUGAAACCUUUUCAGUGUACUGCCAGAUAAAAGAAAUUAUGCAUUGGAUUGUUGUUGACCUGUCAACUUCAUGGUGCUGCUUAAUCAGUUUGCUUCCAAUAUGACCUCCUACCUAUUGACCCUAAGACCAACAGAAAUUUAAAAAAAAAAAAUAUAUAUUUCCACACAUCAAAAAUUCUUUCUUAUUCCACCAUAAACCAACAGGCAAACUGAAAUUGUGCCAGUAAUCAAUGGUCUUAUGAAGGAGAAGUGACCAAGAUUGUACUGUUAUUAAACUUCCAGUGUAUGCAUGCAUCUCCUUUUAAGAGUGUUGAUGUAUGAGUAUGAGAAGUUCUUGUGGAAACCAUUCUCCUUCAUGGCUUGGUGCCCCUUCACCACUGUACCAUGUCAUAGAAUUUCAGAUUAGGGAACUGGUCUUAUUUCUUUAAUAGGGUUGAGGUUAACUUAAAACAAUCUUUUUUCAAAAAAGAUGAUGCAGUUCUAUAUUUAUUGUGCUGUAUGUGGCCCAGAUGGAGCCAGUUUAACCAGUUUAAUUUGUAUUUUUUCCAGUGUUAAAUCUCACAUUGUGCCCAUUAAGAAAUUAUCUCCCCACUUCAGGAAUGAGGCAAUAUUGCCCCUUUUCUCCUUGAGAUUUCACUACUUUUGUGUUGUAAGUUGUGUAUAAUUGUUCAUCUAUAAGAGAAUUAAAAGUAGAUUUAAAGUAA